CUAUCGUAUAUCUCAUCAUGCCUUCUCCGACCUAACGCCGGAAACCGAUGCGUUCUGAAAUCCCCAGACUAAUUUAACGAUUUCAGGAACUGAAUUUGUACACUAAAGAAACGUACGAAGUUGGAUGGAACAUGGAACGGGAAGAUUCAGUACUACCGCCUAACCCGACCGCCCUGAUUUGACAGCUGUCCAGUGGUUCGGCUCUCCACUCCGCAGAAAAUUCCCACAUUUACCGACAACAGCUGAUAGAUGACGGAUGACCGACCGACGACACGACCGACCGACCGAUAGAUGACCGACAACAGCGGAUUACUAUACUCCGCGUCUAGCUGAUUCCUCGCGCAGAUGUGAAAAUGAGUUGCGCAGUUGCGCAGGUCUUCAGUUUUUAAACUCUCUCUUUGGAUUUAAUUUUCUGCAUCCGUCAGUACUUCCUGUCUCUCCCGUAAUAAUUUUAAUGAGGUUCAAUUUGAACUUAAUUAUUCUCUGUGUACCCCGCACAAAAAACCCCCAACGAUGAUCUCCACGUCUAAACCCAUCAUCACCAAUACACUCCUACAUUUAUGGCGACAUCCAGCUUCAAUCUCGCCCGGUUCUUACAGGACCGCGAACUCCCCACCAACAUCCACCCCACCCCCCUCCAGCGCAGUCUAAACUCCCCGUACGCCUACGCCCGCAUGCGGCUGGCCCGUCGCCUGGUGGCCGCCGCCAACUGGGGCGCGGAUUUCAGCGCCAGCGGGGAUCUCUUCGUCUGCCGUGGUCCUGCCGGAUCCUCCGAUGAAUUCCACCUGCAGUUCUGGAACUGGGAACACGGACGGCUGGUGUCGCACUGUCCUUACCCGUUAAACAACCAUUUCCACACCAGAUGUUUGGACGAUUAUGCCGUGGUGUGGGAUCGUGAGACGUGCUUCCUGGGGAUUGUGGCGGUGGAGACGGCCAGUACCUAUCUCAUGCAGUUGAUGGAAUGUCAGGACGCGGUGGAUGCCGUGGCGGUGCUGCCGGGAUGCUUCAACGAGAUCCUCAUUGCGGAUGAUAAAGGACGUUUGUACAUGCGCGACCGGCGGAAACCCCACCUGAUCCCCAUGGGACAAGUCCAGGUCAUCACCGCUGAUUGCCAGAGCGUCACCUCCCUCUCCCGCAACCCCGCGCAGCCCCACGAAUUCUGCGUCUGCUCCUCCUGGGGCCGGCAACUGGUCAUCGGGGAUCUGCGCACCGCCGGCCGCCACUCCACCGCCCCCGUCGCCAGCCGCCGCUUCCACUUCUUCCAGCAGCGCGGCCCGGACACCUUCUCCGCGGAAUACAACCACAGCGGGACGCGCCUCCUCGUGCACUGGGAGAACGGCCUCCUGCUCUCCGACCCUCACUACACCACCACGGAGGACUUCCAUCUGCUCUUCUCCACCCAUCUGGAUUUGUUCGAUGUGCGGUGGUUCGGGGGGAAGGAGGAACAUGUGCUCCUGGGGCAUCAGAUGCGGGCAGCGUCCGACGGAAUGGACACGGUGGAGAUCCGUGAUGCCCAGCAGAGUGGCGGGGUGGUGCAGCGGAUGGGUCAUCCGGUGGCGGGAGGGGAGGACGGGGGUGGGGUGCAUUUCGGGAUGAAGCUGUAUGUGCAUCCGUGGCGACCGGUGUUCGCGGUCGGCUCCUCGGAUGAUACGGUGUUGUUUUAUCAGUCAUCGUUGUGAAUUUGUGUGCUCUAUCAAGUUGGCUGUAUUUGAUAUUUUUAUUAUCAAAUAGGCUAUUUUAAAUCGUUUUUCCAGAUAUUUUUGUUAAAGAAGGUAAACCACCCUCGCACUUUACGAUUGCUUUAUUCGGCUGAUGUUUUGAAUUACCUCCGUGUGCAGUAUAGUCGGCUUACAACGUGCAUUCAAAAUUUGAUGAACUCAGUGCUUAUUGAUUUUUUUUUAUCGGAUCUUAAUUGACCAACUUAAUUCAGUCAGCGCUUUUGUGUCUGCUGAUGUCAGAUUAAACGAAAAAU
Messenger RNA from Paramacrobiotus metropolitanus, 1972 nucleotides. RefSeq lists its product as uncharacterized. The record is from RefSeq and is a predicted model, not a curated record. Gene Ontology annotation, molecular function: protein binding. Bases 561 to 1679 code for a protein of 372 amino acids. NCBI's taxonomy places the organism in Eukaryota, Metazoa, Tardigrada, Eutardigrada, Parachela, Macrobiotidae. The transcript has 3 exons.